This is a messenger RNA of Penicillium paradoxum, 1365 nucleotides long. RefSeq lists its product as uncharacterized. Lineage: Eukaryota; Fungi; Ascomycota; Eurotiomycetes; Eurotiales; Aspergillaceae. The coding region runs from base 1 to 1365 and encodes 454 amino acids. The transcript has 5 exons. The record is from RefSeq and is a predicted model, not a curated record.
AUGCCCACCACUCGCCAGAAAGCCGCAGAUACAGGCUCGGAAGUUCUCCACGGCCUCGUUGAAGAGAAACGUGUUCGAAAACCGAGGUCUGCUGGCUCCAGUAGUGCUCCUAAGACUCGUCUAAAGAAAGGUGCAAAGAAGGGCAAAGGCAGGCUUGAUCCGAAUCUGCCUCAUAUUGCGGUUGCAAACUUGCUUUAUGAGCGUGGAAAUAAUACUCAGUUCCCUGAGAAGUCUCCACAGCUGAACCCCAAUCAGCAAAAACCAAGGACAUGGAGCACCGAUAAAGCACCCAUCACCGAUCCCUCCCAGUUGCCCGAAGGAUGGAGUGUCAACGAGCUAGAUCUCGAUCCAUCUGAUACCGAUGCUCAGAUUGCAAGAUGCCAGAAGCGCAUUGCGGAAGGGAUCAUGCCUCAGAUCUUUGAAGAUAGAUUGAAAAAAUUCUCAAAAAUCAAGGAGGAGAAAAUGGCGAUGGUCAAGUCUGAGCCCGACGGACUUAGCUGGGAAGUUGUCCAACGCCUCGAUUGUUUGAAAAAGAUCCAAGAUAGCCUUGAGCAAGAAGACCCCGGUAACAAUCUUCCGAACGUGAGAGGCAUUAUCGCUGCCUAUAGGACUCAGCAAUUGACCUGGAAUGAAAACUUCGUGACUUAUUGGUCCAAUGGAAACCUCCUUGCAGGUCCUCGACAGUUGGACAUGAAAGAGCUCUAUGGUCUCAGUGCGAAGCACGGUCCGAAGGGAUUUUGGGUGGAGGGAGUAAGUUCGACUUCACAUGGGAGUGAUAUUCAUGCUGAGAUCCUCCAGAUUGACGGCUACAAACCGGCCCCGAUGAAUGCGUUCUUCCCGGCAGCCAUUUCUCACAGAGCACUGGCCAUCCAUAGCACAAAGGCUGACGUUGAUCAGAUUAGAAUUGCAAUUCGGAAUCCUGCUACCGCGCACUCAAAUACAAUGGCGAUGACCGUCGAACAUGACUUCCUCUUGGAUACUGGGUCUUCAUCAAUGCGUCUUUUCCCGCAAGACAUCGCUGAAAUUGAGACUCUGUCUGGAGCAGUGGUCCCCGGUAUUGGAAACUCCAUGAAUCAGACUGCAGCCGGAUUGAUGAAUGUUCAGAAUGUGGUCCUGCAAGCCAUGAUUUACGUCCAGGGUGAAGCCCUUCUUCCCGGUUGGGUCAACAUUAAAGCCUGUGUGAGCAGUUCCGGUGGUGCAGGAGCAGAACGGCUGUCGGGUGUAUGGUUAUUCAAUCUCUUGUUCAUCCUGUCCAUGCCAGACAACCAACGAGGUCUAUUCAUUGGCACUGAUGUGGGCGAGAUGCUGGCCACCCUGCCUAUUCCGGACUAUAGAAACGCGAUACCUGCACCGAUCAUUUACUGA